Messenger RNA from Gigantopelta aegis, 3157 nucleotides. RefSeq names its product flavin-containing monooxygenase 5-like. The record is from RefSeq and is a predicted model, not a curated record. The transcript is spliced from 10 exons. Lineage: Eukaryota; Metazoa; Mollusca; Gastropoda; Neomphalida; Peltospiridae. Gene Ontology annotation, molecular function: NADP binding; N,N-dimethylaniline monooxygenase activity; flavin adenine dinucleotide binding. Bases 309 to 1913 code for a protein of 534 amino acids.
GGCAUAUGUGACAGACAUAACCUAUCUUUCUUAUAUGUGUCAGCAAGACGACGGACGAUUUUAUUUCUUAUAUAUUGACAGGAUACAAUCAAAGUGGGACUACACCCUCUUUAUCUGCGGAAUAUGCCGAGGUUUGCCGAUUUAGUUCUACAUUGAUAACAAAAUGUAUAAUAGUACUAGCUUCGUGACCACUGUUAAUCAGUUGUAACAUUGUAGUCACAUGGUGAUAGUUUGGACUUCAGUCCUCAAAUCUACCCCAGUUGUUCCCUCAACACUGACAACGUGUAGGCCACGACUUUUUGACAACGAUGGAGUUGACAGAAUCAACUGAAACUACAAAAACCACCCAAAAAGAUGUCAUUGUUAUUGGAGCCGGCGUCUCGGGUUUGGUGGGGGCUAAAUGUCUCCAAGAAGAUGGGUUUUCGGUCGCUGUCCUGGAAAGGACCGGGGAGGUCGGAGGACUGUGGAUGUUCCGAGAAAAUGACUAUGGAGUUAUGCGGUUUACUCAUAUAAAUGUUUCUAAACAUAACUACUGCUUCUCCGACUUUCCUUUUCCCGACGAUGUGUGCGAUUUUCCUCACAACACAGACAUGGCUAACUACAUCGUCGACUACACCAAACACUUCAAAUUGAACGACUUGAUACAUUUUCACAUCAAGGUUCUUCACGUCGAAAGGAAAAAUGAGGAGUGGCACGUGACGGUGUGUCGCACGGAAGAUGACGGAAAGACGGAGACGAAAGAUCGGGAAAUAUUCGUCGGAAAAUUUCUGGCGAUUGCUUCCGGACAUCACGCAGCGCCGAACCGAAUCCAGCUGAAAGGAGAGGAAACCUUUACAGGGGAUAUAAUCCAUUCGGUUGACUACAAUGACGCCAUCACUAACGGCUACGUCGGAAAGCGAGUUUUAGUGGUUGGUAUUGGGAACAGCGCCGUGGACGUGGCCGUUGAUUGUGCUACUGUUGGCAGGUGCAAAUCGGUUUACAUCAGCACCCGAUCGGGUGCCUGGAUUGUGCCUAACUACGUCUUUGGCCAUGCAGUAGACCUCUACGCAUGCCGGGCAUUCUUCAUGUUGCCAUGGCGAUGGGCCAACGUCAUAUUCGAGACGAUCAUCAAACUGAUUUCCGGAAAUCCCCGAAGUUGGGGUUUAAAUCCAAAGAUGCGAGCGCUACAGACGCAGCCCACUGUUAGUCCGACGCUGAUUCACCAUAUACAACGGGAAAAUAUCACACUUGUACCAAACAUACUGAAGGUCGACGGUGACACUGUCUACUUUGUUAACGGGUCGUCUGCAAAGUUUGAUAGUAUCAUCUGCUGCACCGGGUACAAGAUUAACCUUCCAUAUCUGUCGUCAGAACUACGAGAACAGGUUAUGGACGAAAAUAAGAACUCCAUUAAAUUGUACAAAAAUGUUUUUAGUCCACACGUCGGUCACACUCUCGGCUUCAUUGGUUUCGUGCAGCCGGCAUCAGGUGGUAUUUUAACAAUGUCAGAAAUCCAGGCUCGCUGGUUCUCUCAGCUCUGCAAGGGGAAGGUCAGACUGCCAUCAAACAUGGACAUGGAACAAGACAUCUGUAGAGAACGGAGGCUCCAAUCAGAGAGGUGGUACGAGUCGCCACGUCACACCAUACAGAGGGAUCCAAUCAAGUACAACGAUGAAAUCGCGUCGUUCAUUGGUUCAAAACCAAACAUCUUCAAACAUCCUUCUUUGGCGUGGAGACUUAUUUUUGGAUCCUGUGGAGCAUACCAAUGGCGGCUUCAGGGCCCCAACAAGUGGUCGGGGGCAGAAGAAGCCGUGCGCGGGGUCCCGCUAACGGAACUGAUGACUGUGUCUGGAAUAGCCGUGGCGGCCAUUCUUCUACUGGUGGCAUUCUUCUCGUUCUGCGUAUUUUAUAGAAUGCUGGACGUCUUGUUCUAAGCCAACAGUGUUUCGUGUUGGCCUGCUAACAUACAUGUUGGUUAACCGAGACUACGUUCUCAGUCUGCAUAUUUUAUAGAAUUAUUGACAUUUUGUUCAAAGCCAACAGGGUGUCGUGUAUGCCUGCUAACAUACAUGUUGGUUAACCGAGACUACAUUCUCAGUUUGCGUAUUUUAUAGAAUGAUUGACAUUUUGUUCUAAGCCAACAGUGUCACGUGUAGGCCUGCUAACAUACAUGUUGGUUAACCGAGACUAUGUUCUCAGUCCACGUAUUUUAUAGAAUGAUUGACAUUUUGUUCUAAGCCAACAAGGUGUCAUGUAGGCCUGCGAACAUACAUGUUGGGUAACCGAGACUAUGUUCUCAGUCCACGUAUUUUAUAGAAUGAUUGACAUUUUGUUCUAAGCCAACAGUGUCUCGUGUAGGCCUGCUAACAUACAUGUUGGUUAACCGAGACUAUGUUCUCACUUUGCGUAUUUUGUAGAAUUAUUGACAUUUUGUUCUAAGCCAACAGGGUCUCAUGUAUGCCUGCUAACACUAGUAACAGACAUGUUGGGUAAUCGAGACAAGAUCAGGAUAUCAGAGUGGUGGAUGGAGUGAUGAUUGAUUGAUAAUAAGUGAACGAAGGAUUAUGGGGCUGUUUACAAUGAUAUUAAAAAUGUAACGAGAGUACGUACAAUACGUACCUUUUUUUUUCUUCUUUUUUUUCGUUUUUUUGGAGGGGGAUAUCCUUCCCCUUAUUAAAACAUAGACGUUGGAAGAUUCCGUGACUUAGGGUGUUGGCAGCAAUUAUGUAUCAAUUCGUCUUUCAACUGGGUCGAGGCAGUGCUUAAUUUUCAGUUGGUGUGUGUGUAUUUGUGGGGUGGGGCUUGCCAAUAUCAACGUACAUAGAAAAUGUUGAUUUUGCAAGAAAUAUUUUUAUUAACAUUUUUAUUUGUUUUAAGAGCAUAAGUUGGCAUUGCCCUCCCACUUCCUUUCAGUUAUGGUAUGAGCGAAAGUGAAAAUGGUUAAUAAUUGUAUAUUAUACUAUGAAAGAGGUGAUUUUGGAUCAGAGAUUGAUUGCGGAAGAUGGCGCCAAAAUAAAUCAAGAACUACUGGGCUAAAACAAAAAUAUAUUAAUAAUAUUUAUGCUAAUACCUAUUGGAAACCAUUUCCAUGUCCUUGUGUAAAAACACCAAGAGAUGUUACCCAAUAGGAUCAAGUGGUCUGUUGUGAUUUUUCAGAGUAAUAAACACAUCUAAAAUG